UAAAGGUUCAUGGCCGGGACAUUAAGAAGCAGCCUGCAGGCCGAUCCUGCUUCUUGCUCCAAUUUUAUAGUGGUUUGGGAUUUGUGAAAUGGGAAGUGCAGAGCUCCGGGACAGGAUGUGGAAUCACUGCUUGGUCGUUCAGCCCGUAGCCAUACCGCUCCCCACACCGACUGACACACGGAGCAUGCGUGCAGUCGCACCAGAGUCCGAGUCUGGAGAGGACGGCAAAAAGAUUAAAGUUUUGGCAUCUGAAAUUCUUCCCUUCUAGUCCCCGGUGGAUUGAAAGUCAUCUUUUCGAGCGCAUAAAGUCUGGCCCGGAUUCAGGUGAUGACUCACUUCUGGACUCUCCUAUCAGCCCUGCUGCUAGUUUUGUUGGUGGCUGAAGCUCUGAGCAGCCCUGAGGAAAAUGAAAAUGAAGUCCUAAAACAUGCAGAGACAGAGCUCACCAAGAGUCAGAUGGUUGGGAAUACAAUCAGAAAUAUCAGUGAAACAACGCAGAGCCACAUACCUACCAAAUCAGCUCAGUGGACUUCCACAGCUCCAACAACCUCCUCUCCUGCUCCUUGGUGUCCAGGAAACCAGGUGAUGCAUAAGAGCAGCGUUGGCUGUGGCUGUCCACCUGGAACAGUGAAGGAUGGUGACAACUGUACCUGCCAAGUGGGGUUUACUCUGGAGGGAGCAGCUGAGUGUAAAGAUGUCGAUGAGUGUGAAGCAGAGGGGCCAGGCCCAUGUGGUCUCCAUGCCAGCUGCACUAAUACCCCUGGCUCUUACUCAUGUGGCUGCGUCCGUGGUUACUUGAUGAGCUCUGAAGGGUGCCAGGACAUAGAUGAGUGUGCUCUGGCUGCAGUAACUGGUCUGCAGGCCUGUCAGGAUGGGGCUGAAUGCAAAAACACCCCUGGCUCCUUCACUUGCUCCUGCCCUGUGGGAUAUGUAAGGGCUUUAAAUGGACAAAGCUGUGUAGAUGUGGAUGAGUGCAGCUUCGAGGAACAUUGUCGCCGUGAACUGGGAAAUGUGUGUGUGAACACUCCUGGCAGCUAUCUUUGCCAGUGCCAGCCAGGCUUCAAAGCAGAGGCCCCUGCUUGUGUUGGUCCUGUGUGUCCAGACUACACCGUGUGUCAAGAUGUAAAUGAAUGUCUGGACAGUCCUGACUUGUGUGAUGGUCAGGGUGUGUGUGAGAACACACUUGGGAGCUACAAGUGUGUUUGUCGGCCAGGUUACCGGGGAAACGGCACACACUGUGAAGAUGAGAAUGAGUGUGCAUCAGGUGUCCACAGGUGUGACACCAAUGCUCGGUGUGGCAACAUUAUCGGCUCAUAUUUCUGCCAGUGUUACCAGGGCUUUAAUGGAGACGGUCACUCUUGUUUUGACAUAGAUGAGUGUUUUGUGUACAACGGCCACUGUGAACACAACUGCACCAACGAGCCUGGAGGGUACAGCUGUCAGUGUGCCUCAGGUUACCAGCUGGACCAGGGUGGACACAACUGCACAGAUGUGAAUGAGUGUUUGUCUCUAAAUGGGACCUGUGAGCACAUUUGCGUCAACACUCUGGGCUCUUUCCAGUGCUCCUGCAGACCGGGCUUCCAGCUGCACAUUGAUGGCCACACCUGCGUGGACGUUGAUGAAUGCAAACUCCAGAAUGGCGGCUGCUCUCACACCUGCACCAACUCUCCAGGAGGAUACACUUGUCACUGCCCACCUCCCCUGUUGUUAGACACGGAUGACCUCACCUGCAGCAAUGUUACAUCUUGUAAAUGGAGAAAUGGUGGUUGCAACCAUGUAUGUAGUGUGAGGGCUGAGGGCCAAGUCCAGUGUAGCUGUCAAGCAGGCUGGAAGCUGGGGGAAGACAUGAGGAGCUGCGUGGAUGUGAACGAGUGUGGAGACUUUACAAAUGGAGGCUGUGAGCAGCUCUGCGUGAACCAUCCUGGUGGGUUUAACUGCACAUGCAGGGAGGGGUAUGAAGUGCGAACAGAUGACCCCACAAAGUGCUGGCCUGUGUGUGAUCCCCCAUGUCAGAACUAUGGAGUGUGUGUGGCACCAAAUAGCUGUGACUGUCCUCCAGGAUAUCCUGGUGUGGGCUGCUCAGCUAUGUGCUCUCCACCUUGUGCUCAUGGAGGUACCUGUAUGCGUUGGAACAAGUGUUUGUGUCCUAGUGGCUGGAUGGGAGCAGGCUGUCACACAGCUGUGUGUGAGUUGCCUUGUGCUAAUGGUGGCCGCUGUGUGGGCCCUGACACCUGCCAGUGUCCCUCUGACUACACUGGCCCUCAGUGCCUUCUGCCCCUGUGCACUCCUUCCUGUCAAAAUGGGGGAAGAUGUGUGGAUGUCAAUAAAUGCAUCUGUGUCGGAGGAUGGCAAGGCCCUCGAUGUCAGAUUGAGCCUGUCAAGUGUCACAAGCCAUGUAAUAACGGUGGUGUGUGCGUGGGGCUGAAUAGGUGUCGCUGCACCAAAGGAUUCACUGGAAGUCUCUGUGAAACAGCUGUGACCACACCUUGUGUCCCACCCUGCCAACAUGGAGCCACAUGCAGCCCUCACAACACAUGUACCUGUCCAGAGGGCACUGCAGGUCUACGCUGUGAGAGACUGACAUGCCCUGUGGUCACCACUGUGGUCAGUAUGGCCCGAGCGGUGAGGAAGGCAUUCAGGGAGAGUUAUGUUGAUCGCUGUGGACCCUUGGGAGUUCAGCUUUGCAAUAAAUACAGGAUAAACCAGGCACGCGUGUACCUGCAAGCAUACAGGGUUGGCUACAAAAUCCAGUGUCCUGAGAAAAAGAGCAGAUAAGCAGUGCUGGAUCUGUAGAAAUGUUUUUCACUUGCACCAGACAGCAUUUUGAACAGCAUCCAAAGACAAAAACAGAAGGGUUGGAUCAAAUCUAAACUGUGGAAACUAAACUGAAAAGAUGACUUUUCUUUGAGGGUAGUUUCACCUGAAUAAUGGUUGCUGGUCUGAAAUAAAAGAGCUGUUGCUGCAGCAUAAAGGCAGUUUCACUAUGAUGUGUUUAAAAUCUUAUAAAUAAAAUAAUUUUUAAAAGUAUUAUUUUACUUUUUAAAAUGGGCAGUGGAUUCCUUAUUUGUUACGUUUGUAAAUGGCAGCUGAAGGUAAUAAAAUGUUUCAAUCUUUUUUGUGCACUUUUUACUUUUUGCAGUGUUUUUCAAAUAUUGACUGUGAGUGUACAGUCAUUCAAGAUCACCUGUGAGAAUGCUGUCAUAAAGAUAAAGUUUAAAGUAGAAUCUUUUAAACUACUACUUGCAUGUAGCACUAACUAAACAAGCGGUGACUGGAUGAAUCAUCUAUCCAUUUAAGUGAAGUUUAACCUUUAACAUUAAUUAGAUCGAACACACGUUACAUGUAGAACCAGUAUAUGAAAAGUUUGUUGUCACACCUAAAUCUGGUCUGUAGUUACAGAUAUAAGAAACCAAUCUGGCCAAAAGUUCCUGUUAUGUCUAUGAGCAGAUAGCUUGGAGACAUGAAAGAAGGAAUUGUAAUGCUUCAUAUCUCUUAAGUUCCCAGCUGUCUUCUAAAGUGGUAAGAAAACCACUACAAGUAGAAAUAAUUUGAGAUAUUUGUAACCUGUAAUAUAAUUCAUAAUAAUCAGAAAGGUAAUACUUAUAAUGUUAAAUAAAGCCCAAGUGAUUUCUAAUGCUUAUGUAUAUUAAUCACAACCACAAUAUGGAUGUCUUUAUUUACAGAACACAGAUUUUGUUGCUACUGGUGUGUGGUAAAAAAAAACAAAACAAACAAACAGGAUUUAAAAGAUAAAUUAAAAAUUAAGCAACAAACUAAAUCAUUACACUCUACAUACAUGCCUCCUCUCGUGCAGCAUUAAUCUAAUCUCUCCAUGUUCCAAUCUCUUUCCUCCUCCACUGACAGGAAGCUACCUAUAGAGGGCACCAUUCUGCAGCUACAUGAUGUUCAGACCAGUUGUAAAUGAAAAAGAAGCAUUUUUGCAAUUUUCUGUGCAUCUUUUUGUUAAUGUUACAUGUUCUAAUAAUGUUAGUGAAUUAUGAAUAAUUGAUG
Melanotaenia boesemani (Boeseman's rainbowfish) is the source of this 4011-nucleotide messenger RNA. Its product is annotated as neurogenic locus notch homolog protein 1. The record is from RefSeq and is a predicted model, not a curated record. The transcript is spliced from 23 exons. Lineage: Eukaryota; Metazoa; Chordata; Actinopteri; Atheriniformes; Melanotaeniidae. Bases 328 to 2775 code for a protein of 815 amino acids. Gene Ontology annotation, molecular function: calcium ion binding.